Hibiscus syriacus is the source of this 2379-nucleotide messenger RNA. RefSeq names its product serine/threonine protein phosphatase 2A 57 kDa regulatory subunit B' theta isoform-like. Lineage: Eukaryota; Viridiplantae; Streptophyta; Magnoliopsida; Malvales; Malvaceae. The transcript is spliced from 4 exons. Gene Ontology annotation, cellular component: protein phosphatase type 2A complex. The record is from RefSeq and is a predicted model, not a curated record. The coding region runs from base 548 to 2065 and encodes 505 amino acids. Gene Ontology annotation, biological process: signal transduction. Gene Ontology annotation, molecular function: protein phosphatase regulator activity.
UUUCCUGCGAAAGGUAAAAGGGUGAUUUAGUCAAUUUAGUUCCAUCUUCAUCCGGAGCAAAUCAAAAAGCGAGAACUUUUCGGGUAUGCUUAGAAAAUUUUGAUCUUUUUGAAAAAGAAGAAGAGAUGGGAUAAUUAGAACAUUUACUUUCCUCAAAAGACACACAAAAUCAUCCAGAGGUUGCUUUUGGGGGGAAAAUGCUAGUUGGGGUUGUUAAGAUCAAACCAAGAUCUUCAUCUUUUGAUGAUCUAGCUUAAUGUUUUUCUUUUCUUCUUUUAUCUUUGAAAAGCUGGGGAAAAUUAGUUUCAAGGAGACAACAGAUAUGUUGAUGUUCAAAGAAACAAGGAAUUUCUCUGUUGGCAUUGAGUAAAAUGAUUCAUCUUAGUGAGGAUGGAGUUGCACAUUUAUUGGCGGAUUGAUUCAUCAAUGGCGUUCGGAUUAUGAGUGUACUUGUUUUUAGGUAUUUGAUGGUGCAUUUGCUUUGAAGGGUUUCGUUUUUCGCUUCGAGUUGUUAAGUUUGUGAGAAGAAAUUCUUGUUCAAGUUAGGAUGAUCAAACAAAUACUUAAUAGGCUCCCUCGGAAACCAUCUAAGUCGAGCGACAAUCAUGAUGUGGGAACCUUUACCUCCUCAUCGAAUGCUUCUACCAGUUCGAGUAAUAGGUUUGCAAACCCAAGUUCAGGGCUGAAUCAAGGGAAUAAGAUUUCUCAAGUGGUGAAUGCAAAGUUGAAUGGGAAUACUUUCGCUGCUUCCUUCGAGGCAUUGCCUGGCUUUAGAGAUGUUCCGAAUUCCGAGAAGCAGAACUUGUUUAUCAAGAAAAUGAACAUGUGUUGCAUUGUGUUUGACUUCACUGACCUGACGAAAAACGUCAAAGAGAAGGAUAUCAAGCGGCAAACCUUGCUGGAGCUUGUGGAUUACGUUUCAUCCGCUAAUGGAAAGUUUUCAGAGAUUGUUAUGCUAGAAAUUGUAAAGAUGGUGUCUACAAAUUUGUUUAGAACACUUACUUCUCCACCGCGUGAGAACAAGGUUUUAGAAGCAUUUGAUUUGGAAGAGGAGCCCUCAAUGGAUUCCGCAUGGCCUCAUUUGCAAGUUGUUUAUGAAUUUCUCUUGAGGUUUGUGGCAUCACCUGAAACGGAUGCAAAACUUGCCAAGCGAUAUAUCAAUCACUCUUUUGUUCUUAGGUUGUUAGACCUUUUUGAUUCAGAGGACCCAAGAGAAAGGGAGUACCUGAAAACAGUGUUGCAUCGCAUCUAUGGGAAAUUUAUGGUCCAUCGUCCAUUCAUCAGGAAAGCAAUCAACAAUGUGUUCUUCCGGUUUAUAUUUGAAACCGAAAAACACAAUGGAAUCGCAGAGCUAUUAGAAAUACUUGGUAGUAUAAUUAACGGGUUUGCUUUGCCACUGAAAGAAGAACAUAAGCUCUUUCUUGUCCGUGCGUUGAUACCACUUCACAGACCAAAGUGCAUACCCAUGUAUCAUCAGCAGUUGUCAUAUUGCAUUACUCAAUUCGUGGAGAAAGACUGCAAGCUUGCUGAUACCGUUAUUCGGGGAUUGCUAAAGUAUUGGCCGAUUAUAAAUAGCUCAAAAGAAGUCAUGUUCUUGGGUGAACUGGAGGAAGUUUUAGAAGCCACACAACUUGCUGAGUUCCAACGCUGCAUGGUUCGCUUAUUCCGCCAGAUAGGCCGUUGCUUGAGUAGCCCGCAUUUUCAGGUGGCAGAGAGGGCUCUGUUCUUGUGGAACAAUGAUCAUAUUGUGAACCUAAUAAAACAGAACCGGAACAUUAUACUUCCCAUUAUCUUCCCUUCCUUGGAAAAGAAUGCUAGAAACCACUGGAAUCAGGCAGUGCUGAGCUUGACGCUAAACGUCCGCAAGAUUUUCUCCGACACCGACACUGAGCUCUUUGAGGAGUGCUUGCGUAAGUUUGAAGAAGACAGAGCACGAGAAAACGAGGUUAAAUGGAGACGCGAAGCCACAUGGAAACGAUUAGAAGAGAUUGCUGCAAUGAAAGCUGCAAGUAAUGAACCCGUGCUUGUCUCGCCGGACGCGAUUGCUCGCAAGCCAUCUUGCUAGGACAGAAAAAGAUCGCCAUUUCAGCGGCCUAGAUCGGUAUGCAAACCGUGGGUCGGUGACUGGGGACGAUGAAGCUGAGUUAUCCAUCAUACCAAGUGUUCCACCACCUGAAAAAAUAGGGUUGCUUGGAUUUCGACGGAUUCAUCAAGAUUGACGCUUUUUAUGUUGGGAGUAAAUCUAAAGCACCACUUUCUCAUAUAUGCAUAAAAUUUGUAGACAAUGAAAACAAAUGAGCUUGGUUUGUAAAGUAGAUAUCUUUCCCUUUCAAAAUGGAAUGUAAGAUUAUCAGUGGGAAUAAAAUAUUACAGAGAAUA